Messenger RNA from Cebus imitator (Panamanian white-faced capuchin), 1737 nucleotides. Its product is annotated as protocadherin Fat 2-like. The transcript is spliced from 13 exons. Gene Ontology annotation, cellular component: membrane. Bases 1 to 1737 code for a protein of 578 amino acids. The record is from RefSeq and is a predicted model, not a curated record. Gene Ontology annotation, molecular function: calcium ion binding. Gene Ontology annotation, biological process: homophilic cell-cell adhesion. NCBI's taxonomy places the organism in Eukaryota, Metazoa, Chordata, Mammalia, Primates, Cebidae.
AUGUACUUGUUUGUAGAAAUUGCUAAGGGCAAAAGGGGAGCUGGUCUAAAUAUGAACAUCUUCAAGACUUUACUCAUAUGCACAGCAGAAAUUCAGAUUUUAAUUAACUCAGUGAAUUUGCCUGAAAAUAUGCUUCCUGGAACACAACUAAGUCGUGCUUAUGAUAAAGAUGUGGCUGGAAAGGGAGAUGUCUACCAUUUUCUGAAUAAAACAAAGGAUUUUGUCAUUGAUGCCACUAUGUUAGAAAUUGAUGAAGACUAUCCAUUAUUUCAGUCCAUUUAUAGAGUGAUGGCCACAGAUGAGGACUUCGCAAACGGCGAUAGGCUGAAUGUUUUCCAGCUUGCACUGAAAGCAACAGAUACAACAGGUCUGUUCUGUCAAGGGACACUAAUUAUCUUGAUUAGAAACAUAAAUGAUGAGAAGCCUCAAUUUGAGCCAUUUCCUCUGGAUGCUAUUAAUGUGACUGAGAAGAAAUCUAUUGGAGAAAUUAUAGCAAGAGUAAAAGCAACAGAUCGAGAUGAAGAUAGCAGUAUCAUUUAUUCAUUUAAAACUCAGCAGAAAAUGUUUGGUUUGGACUCUUUCACCGGAACAAUCACUCUUCUUCAGCCUUUGAGUCUUAACAACCCAAGUAACUCCAAAACCUACUCUUUGGAAAUUGAGGCAACAGAUAAUGGAAAUAAUACCAGCAGCUAUAUGUUUACAGUUUUUGUGGAGAAUGUAGAUGAUCCUAUUUCCUGUGAUCCAAGUUUUUCAACAGGAGCAGGUAUUUCAGUGUCUGUUCCUGAAAACAUUCCUGCAUCUGCUUUUAUAUAUAAGAUUCUUUCAAGAGAUCCAGAUCUAGGACAGGAAAUUGAAUUUUUAAUAUUAAAUUCUUCAAUUAAUGCCACUGCCUACUUUGCUUUGGAUUCACAUAAUGGUGUCAUUUCUAAAACCACUGAACCUCUUUUGGACUAUGAAACAAAUCCUAAGCAUUUCUAUUUAGUGAUUGCUGUGAGAAACCGACAAAACCUGUCUCUGGAGUUAUGUGUUGGCACCAUCAAUAUCAACAUCCAGAAUGUCAAUGAUGAGAGUCCUGUUCUUAAAACUGAACGUCCUGAAAACAUCCCAGCUGAAACUCUUUUAGUCUCUCUAACUUGUACAGAUAAGGACGGAACUGCUCCCAAUAACAAUAUAACAUAUCAUUUGAUUAUGGGUGCUUUUUCAAAUGAAACAUUUACCCUCACAAACAAUGAAUUAAGAAUUGGACCUACACAUCUGGAUUUUGAUAAUGCUAUUUUUGCAGGAAUGCAUUUCAAAUAUACAUUGUUUGUGAAAGUGUCUGACAAGGGAAGUCCUGUACUAUCAACAAUCAUUACAGUCAUCGUAAGUGUGAGUUGCAUAAAUGAACUGAAUCCAGUUGGAACUGCAUCGGCAUUCACCUUCAGUGUAUUUGAAAAUAGUCCAGUUGAUACACUAGUUGGAAAAGUUACAUUUAUUGAUGCAGACUGGUCAUUUAAUAAUAUGAAAUAUACCAUUGUUGGAGGCAAUUUAGGAACACCUCCCAAAUUUUACAUUGAACCAGAUACAGGAGUGAUAAAGCUAUUAGAUUCACUAGACAGAGAAAUUGAAUCACAGUACAAAAUAUCUGUGAGAGUAACAGACUUGGACAACGAUGCCAUCCCUGACCCUUUCAAGCAGAGAAGUGGUACUGCUCAUGUGACCAUCAAUGUUCUGGUAAGAAUGAGUCACUGCUUGUGA